Molecule: messenger RNA, 2477 nt
Organism: Scophthalmus maximus (turbot)
Lineage: Eukaryota; Metazoa; Chordata; Actinopteri; Pleuronectiformes; Scophthalmidae
Gene: calr
Product: calreticulin
Exons: 9
Coding region: 190-1464 (424 amino acids)
Biological process (GO): protein folding
Cellular component (GO): endoplasmic reticulum membrane; endoplasmic reticulum
Molecular function (GO): calcium ion binding
Source: RefSeq, a predicted model, not a curated record
AUCGAGACAUCUGUUCCGAGCCGAGAGGAGAAGCGGCGGCUGCUGCGUCCCGAGCGUUUCUCCUUACUGUGACAUCCCCGUGUGACGGACCGGACGGACGAACACGGUGCUGCUGUGACCCGCAGACACGCUGAAUAGACUGUUUCGUGUUUAGAGUCGGUUUGUCUUUGGGCUCCUCCGCUCGUCACCAUGACAGCCCUGUCGCUGCUGUUGGUGGCCGUGUCGGCCGCGUCCGUCCUGGCCGAGUCCACUGUGCAUUUCCGAGAGCAAUUCGAAGACGGGGAUUCCUGGACGAGUCGCUGGGCGGAAUCCAAGCACAAGUCAGACUACGGCAAGUUUGUCCUGACGGCAGGGAAGUUCUACGGAGAUGCAGAGAAAGACAAAGGUCUGCAGACGAGUGAGGAUGCCCACUUCUACGCCAUGUCGACCCGUUUUGAUGACUUCAGCAACCAGGGCCAGCCUCUGGUCAUCCAGUUCACUGUGAAACAUGAGCAAAGCAUCGACUGCGGUGGAGGCUACAUCAAACUGUUCCCCUCUGACCUCAGUCAGGAGGACAUGCAUGGCGACUCCGUCUACAACAUCAUGUUUGGUCCUGAUAUUUGUGGCCCUGGCACAAAGAAGGUUCAUGUUAUCUUUAACUACAAAGGCAAGAACCAUCUGAUCAACAAGGAUGUCCGGUGCAAGGAUGAUGAGUACACCCACUUGUACACAUUGAUCGUCAACCCUGACAACACCUACGAGGUCAAAAUUGAUAAUAAGAAGGUUGAGUCUGGUAAUCUGGAGGACGACUGGGACUUCCUGCCGCCCAAGAAAAUCAAGGACCCUGAAGCCAAGAAGCCAGAAGACUGGGACGACAGGGAGCAGAUUCCCAACCCUGAUGAUAAGAAACCAGAGGACUGGGACAAACCUGAGAACAUCCCAGAUCCUGAUGCUAAGAAGCCCGAUGAUUGGGAUGACGAGAUGGAUGGAGAAUGGGAGCCGCCUAUGGUCAGCAACCCUGAUUACAAGGGUGAGUGGAAGCCGACAGAAAUCAACAAUCCUGCCUACAAGGGCAAGUGGAUCCACCCUGAGAUCGACAACCCGGAGUACACAGCUGAUUCGGAGAUCUACAAAUAUGACAGCAUUGGUGUGAUUGGACUGGACUUGUGGCAGGUCAAGUCUGGUACGAUCUUUGACAACUUCCUGAUCACCAAUGACCCAAACCUGGCAGAAGAAGUUGGCAAUGAUACAUGGGGUAAAACAAAGGAUGCAGAGAAGAAGAUGAAGGAAGGCCAAGAGGAGGAGGAGAGAAAGCAACGCGAGGAGGAUGAAAGCAAGAGGAGAGAGGAGGCAAAGGACGAGGAGGACGAGGAGGAGGCAGAAGAGAAAGAUGAGGAGGAGGAGGAAGAGGAGGAUGAUGAAGAGGAGGGGGAAGAGGAGGAGGAGGAUGAUGGCACAGACUCUAAACUCAAGGAUGAGUUAUAAAGUUUGUGCAGGAACUGCUUUGAAAAGAACCUGACUGUCUGGAGUCAGUAAGCCCUUGGAACACGGCUGGUGACUGAGAUGAUAGACCCUCCUGACUGACACCCUGGAGUGGGGUUAUGCAUUUGUUUGUUUGUUUACAAAGCAAGGGAACUGGCAGUGACUAUUCUGUUUCCUGUUUCCACGUGCUACUACUACUACUAUUAUUAUUGUUGUUAUUAAAUGAGGAAUAGUAAUAGAAAAGAAGGAAAGAUGUCUGUCAGGACCGGAAAUUAUUGAGUGUUACAAUUGUACCCAAAAGAAACAUUAAUUGUCAUUUCUGUUUUUGCAAAAGGUCUGGGUUUUGAUGAAGUACAAUGUUUUGGUCACUUGAAAAGCUAUAUUUGGUAUGUGGAUGAUGACAUGUACAUGUUUUUGUUUACCUCAUGUGUUUUGUCUUAUUAAUAAUCUGUGUCGCUUGUUUUUGUCAAUGUUUUCAGUCUGCCCUGUUCCUCCGCCUGUGGAGAUCUCAACAGGGUUAGACAUCCUGGUGCAGGUUGUUCAGUCUCCGAUUCAAACAAGGGUUAAUGACAUGGAGACAAGAGUGCAUACGAACUAACUAGAUGUUUGACAAACUGUCAUCCAUCAAGAUAAAAUCCAUUGCAUCAUUUUGUGCUGUAAAAGUUAACGCUUUUUUUCACUUUAAUGCACAUACUGCAGUUUUGCGUGUCUAUAUAAACCGUUGUCAAACUCAGACGUAGCUUUUAGAGCACCAGCAGGAAAACUUGCGUUCAUGAAGUAAUCAUUCACUUUAGGUUUACUCAUUUCUGAUGCCACUAUCUCUGCACUGCUGUACCAUAACACACUGUCCCGUCUGAAAGAUGAUCCUUUUGUAAAUGCCACAUUUUGUACUAAUAGUAGUAACUGAAGUGGGAAGGUUUUCAUCGCUGUGUAAAAAAGAAAUAAACAAAAAAAUCAAAGACAGGGACUCUGUCCAAUAAAAACACCUGGAAGAAAAUAAACAGACAUGCUUCCCA